This is a messenger RNA of Heterostelium album PN500, 1623 nucleotides long. Its product is annotated as ankyrin repeat domain-containing protein. The coding region runs from base 1 to 1623 and encodes 540 amino acids. Gene Ontology annotation, molecular function: protein binding. The transcript has 2 exons. The record is from RefSeq and is a predicted model, not a curated record. Lineage: Eukaryota; Evosea; Eumycetozoa; Acytosteliales; Acytosteliaceae.
AUGCAAAUCAAUAGUAGUUUAGAUUGUAAUAAUAACAAUGAUGAUGAUAGAAGUAAAUUAUUUAAAAGAUUAAUACAUUCACAAUUGAUAAGAAAUCAAAUAUUUAAUUUAAUUAAGAUCAUCAAUCGUCAAGAAGGUGCAUAUUAUUAUGAUGAAUUAAAGUUGGAUUUCAGAUCGAUCUUGGAGAAAGCUGUUCAAUAUGGUCAUCUUCCAAUAGUUGAAUUCAUACACAACAAUGUCAAAGAUGCAAGUGUUUUUGAUAGGAUAUUAGACAAGUCAGUAGGAACAUCUCAACUUUCAAUGAGAGAUAUCGCAGCCUUGAUGAGAAAUAGUGAUAAUAGAAAACCUAAACCACAUUUAAUGGAUUUAGCAGCACAACACGGUCAACUGGAGAUUUUAAAGUUUCUUCAUAUCAAUCGAACUGAAGGAUGUUCAACCGAUGCCUUUGGUUUGGCUGCUUCCAAUGGACAUUUGGAAUGUGUAAAAUUCCUUUAUCAUCAUCGAAAAGAAAGUACCACAGCUACUCGUGCUAUUGAUGGAGCAGUUAGCAAUGGACAUUUGAACUUGGUUGUCUUUCUCCAAAACAAUAUGCCUGAAGAUAUUUCUAAAAAUAGUUUGGAAGUUUCACUUGCAGGUAAUCAUAUCGAGGUUAUCAAAUACCUCUUAACAAAUCAAACAGAAAGACUACCUUCAAACUAUAUUAAUUUGGUGGCUUGUUUUGGUCAUCUUGAAAUGCUCAAAUCUUUACUCACAGAAAGACCAGACCAAGUUGACAUGAAUGUUAUCAUAGAUGAAGUUGCCUACCAUGGACAUUUAUCAGUCAUUCGAUACCUUCUCGAGAAUACCGCUGCACAGUGUACACACAAUACAAUGACAAUUGCAGCAGAAAAAGGACACCUAGAAAUUAUCAAGUAUCUCCAUUUCAAUCGAAGGGAAGCGUGCCCUCAAGAAGCAUUAUAUCUUGCUGUAGCAAAUAAACAUUUCGAAGUUGUCAAAUUCAUUGUUGAAGUCAUACAAAUCGAUAUUGCACCGUCCAGCAUUUCGUUAUCCGAACUACAUCGUUUCGAAAUUUUCAGAUAUCUCUAUGACAGAAUGCCAGAGAACACAAACGUAGACCCAAGUACUACGAGAAUAGAUAUGUUUUUCAGUGAAGAACAUGAUCCAUCUGAUUUCGAUUGGUUGAAAGAAAAAGGAUUUCAAUUUUCCAACAUGUUAUAUUUUUUUGCGGAUAGUGCCAAAAGUAAAGUUACUUUUAAAUGGCUUCACGAGAACACAACACAUCCGAUUGUAAGCAUGCAUACCCAAAGCGCAAUAAUCAGUGGUCAUCAUUCAAUUGUUGAAUAUCUCAAUGAAGUUGGAGCACCAUUCCCACAAUACCCAAUGGAUAUUGCACAUGAUCUUCAGAUGCUCACUUAUCUCCAUCGAAAUAGAACUGAAUCGUGCACAAUACAAGCAAUGGACAAUGCAAUCAAUGUUGGGGACAUCCAAAUGAUUAAAUAUCUCAAACAAAACAACUUUGAAAUUCAACAAAACAAUCAACCGAAACUAUUCGGUAUGCAACAGAAUAGUCUUUUUGUUGAAUACAAUUCAAGACUUGAAUUAAUAAAGAGUAAUAAUCUCUAA